CUGAUCUGAUCUAAACAUGGAUGACAGCUGUUGUUGGGGGAGCUCAGAUUAUGAAAUCUUGGCAGAAAUCGGCCAGGGCGCCUACGGGAAAGUGUACAAAGCCAGAGAGAGGCGCGGGCAGCAGCGCUUCGUAGCGGUGAAGAGACUCAACAUCCCCGAGGAGCCGGAGUCUGGCAUCCCUCAGUUCGCGAUACGAGAAGUGGCUCUUCUGCGAAAAAUAGAGCACUUCAACCACCCCAACAUAGUCAAGUUGCUGAAUGUAUCAGCUGGAUGGCAAAACCAGAAGUUUGACCUGACGCUGGUGUUUGAGUAUAUCGAUCAGGAUCUGACCACAUUUCUCAGCAAAGUAUCAGAAAAAGGCCUGGCCAGAGACAAAAUCAAGGAUGUGAUGCGUCAGCUGCUCAGCGGACUUGACUUCCUCCACACUAACACCGUCAUUCAUCGGGACCUGAAGCCAGACAAUGUGCUCGUGAGCAGUCGAGGGGAGGUUAAGAUUGCAGACUUCGGUUUAGCCAGGAUAUAUACAUACCAUAUCGCCCUCACCCCAUGUGUUGUGACUCUGUGGUACAGGGCUCCAGAGGUCCUGCUGCAGUCCAGUUACAUGUCUUCAGUGGAUAUGUGGAGUGCUGGGUGCAUCUUUGCAGAGCUCUUUCUGUUAAGGCCUUUGUUUCGUGGAUUCACAGAGAUCCAGCAGCUGCAAAAGAUCUUUGAGGUCAUUGGAUUGCCGGGUGAGGAGGACUGGCCCAUAGAAAGCCCUGUCUGCUACAGCCCUACAUGGGCUGAGAAAAAGCCUACAAAACAACUACUGCCCAGUCUCGCCCAUGAGGAGAAUGACCUGCUCAAUUUUUGA
This is a messenger RNA of Sinocyclocheilus anshuiensis, 850 nucleotides long. RefSeq names its product cyclin-dependent kinase 6-like. Gene Ontology annotation, cellular component: cytoplasm; cyclin-dependent protein kinase holoenzyme complex; nucleus. Gene Ontology annotation, biological process: protein phosphorylation; regulation of G2/M transition of mitotic cell cycle; G1/S transition of mitotic cell cycle. The record is from RefSeq and is a predicted model, not a curated record. Gene Ontology annotation, molecular function: cyclin-dependent protein serine/threonine kinase activity; ATP binding; cyclin binding. The transcript is spliced from 7 exons. Lineage: Eukaryota; Metazoa; Chordata; Actinopteri; Cypriniformes; Cyprinidae. The coding region runs from base 17 to 850 and encodes 277 amino acids.